UUAUGAGUUCAGUCGCCUCUACCACGAGCACCGGCGCUCUACCGUGUGUAGGACGACUGACGAGUCGUGACUGUGUACUAGCAAAGAUACGAGUAAAGUUUAGCGGGAAUACUCAGCCGGCGAACGGCAACCGCGCUGGGGGUCCCGUUGUCACAGGCUGGCGGCACGAACUAUUUACUACGAAUAUCGCGAUGUGCCAAAUUAUAACUGGGAGACAGUGAAUUUGUGCGAUAACCCGAUACGUUCUACGACAACAUUGCGAACUGUGUACGCGAUGGCUGCGAAAUUUAGGUGUAGUUGUGUGUUAUUUUUGUGUAUUUUGUACAGUGUCACCGGUUUCAAUCUGGAACCGAGGAUCCCUGUGAUAAAGUUCGGAAAGAGCGGCUCAUACUUUGGAUUCUCUGUUGCUGAACAUUUGACGAUCGCAAAUGGAACAAAGACGAGUUGGCUGUUGGUUGGUGCGCCGUUAGAUCAAAAUCUUCAGCCAAACACGACAAAGUCCGGGGCGCUAUGGAAAUGUGCUCUCAGUACCGCUACCACAGACUGUGAACAAAUCAUCACAGAUGGAAGACGAUCGAAGUACGGCACGAUAGAAACGACUUUCGAAUCUGACACCCUGUCCGUUCCCGGGCCCGACGAGAUCAAGGAAGGCCAGUGGCUGGGAGUUUCAGUGCGGAGUCAGGGGCCAGGGCAAAAAGUUGUCGUUUGUGCACACAGAUACAUACGGAAAUCCGGAGAGCUACAGUUUGGUCAAGGAUUAUGUUACACACUAUCCAAUGAUUUAAAACUUAAGGAAGUUUUAGAGCCUUGUAGGGGAAGGUCUAUUGUACGAGAACACGAGGAAUACGGUUUCUGUCAAGUGGGAACGAGUAGUUUGCUUCUUGAAGAUGAUACUGUUAUCAUGGGCAGUCCAGGGCCCUACACCUGGAGAGGGACUAUCUUUACUCAAGACACCACAGAAGACCUUCUUAUUAGAGAUAACGUUGUCUACAUGGGUCCGGUGGCAGAUGGCGCCAGUCCUGUCGAAAAGUACAGCUAUCUCGGCAUGUCGGUGACUGGUGGCAAAUUCUUUGGAAAUAAAUCGUCGUAUGUUGCCGGAGCCCCGAGGGCUCAUGGCACCGGCCAAGCCGUAGUGUUCACCAAGAGGGCAACAGAAGAUUGGGGGAGGACUGACUUGAACAUCCUCGAUGUACCCAUGCUGCUGAAAGGCGAACAGUUUGGAUCCAGCUUUGGUUAUGAAAUUGCAGCCGCUGAUGUUAAUGGCGACGGUUUACCAGAUUUGCUAGUUGGUGCUCCAUUCUACUUCUCACGUGAUGCUGGCGGAGCUGUUUACUUAUAUCUAAACAAAAACCACAAUCUGCCCAAACAAUAUACUUUAAAACUUACUGGACAACAAGAGUCUCAAUUCGGUAUUUCCAUAGCCAAUGCUGGAGAUCUCAACAAGGACGGAUGUCAAGAUAUUGCUAUUGGCAGUCCCUAUGAAGGCAAUGGAGUGGUUUAUAUUUAUAUGGGCGACAGAGAAAAUGGUCUUAAUACGAAACCAGAUCAAGUGAUCCCCGCUGAGGCGUUGCCAAAUGUAUUUAGGACGUUUGGAUACUCGCUGUCGGGGGGAGUUGAUUUAGACGGGAAUGGAUACCCUGAUUUACUUGUUGGCGCAUACGAGAAUAGCAGCGUCGCGUUAUUACGAACGAGACCUAUAAUCGACAUAAAAACUUCAACACGACCAUCGAAUACUAUAAUAAACAUCGAUCCAUCGGUAUAUGGGUGCGAGAAAGAUCCUACAUCAAACUACACUUGCUUCCACUUCCAAGCAUGUUGUAUCAUACAGUCUUUAGUCAAAUCUACUCAAGCGAGUGCUCUCAAACUGAACUAUGUGAUAGAGGCUGAAACAUUCCCUGGUGGAAGAAGAUAUUCUAGAGUAUUCUUUGAUUCUGACAAGUUAAGCUUAGUUAAUAGGACCAUAACAAUAGGAAAGGAUGUAGAAGACUGCAGAGAGCAUAUAGUUUACGUAAAGAAUAAUACGAGGGAUAUACAAACUCCAAUCAAGUUCCAAGUGACGUACAAGCUAGAGCACGUGGAGCCUAGGUACAGCACUGGUGGCAUGUUGCCUAACAUUGACGACUACCCUGUGCUUAACGCGACUGCCACCACCAUGUUCAGCGCUCACUUCUUGAACGAUUGCGGGACCGACGCCGUAUGUGUCAGUGAUCUCGUCGUCAAUCCUGUGCUGCAACUUCCUAAAUCUGAAGACGGUAAAUCAUAUGCACUUACGCUAGGACAAGAAGAAGAAGUGAAACUGUCCAUUUCUGUUGACAACUACGGCGAGUCGGCGUAUGAAGGGCAGCUAUUCGUUCAACAUCAUUCCAGUUUGCACUACAUUGCUGCUAAUAUCAGUGAUAAACAUGUGAUUUGUACAAGCGUGAACAAAACAAUUGUGUCGUGUAUGCUGGAGAAUCCUUUUAAGAAACAACCAGAAGGCGCGGCGCCAAUCACGAUGCGUUUCGACGCACGGGCUUUAGAAGACAAUGAGCCCUCCGUGGUGUUCACAGUUUGGGCAAACUCUACAUCCAAAGAACUACAUCCUGGAAAGAAGCCUGUGAAAAUAGAAGCACUGGUGAUAAAGAAUGCUGAGUUGUUGAUUAAAGGCGCUGCGCGUCCUGAACAAGUGUUCUAUGGUGGUGAAGUGAAAGGCGAAUCGGCUAUGAAACACUUCGACGACAUUGGCACCAGAGUAAUGCAUACUUAUCAGGUGUUCAACGAAGGUCCAUGGCGCGUAUCUUCCGUGCAAGUGGUGAUACUAUGGCCGCAUCAAGUGGCGUCUGAUAGUACUCAAGGCAAAUGGCUGCUGUAUCCUGAAAAUGUACCCACCGUUAUAGGAGAAGCUGGCCAAAGCAACGGAGAAUGCUUCAUUAUUGAAAGAGAAAUUAACCCUCUCAAUUUAACAACAAGGCCGGGCACAUAUGAACCUUACCUCGAGAAUUUAGAAAUGGACCCGUUCAUGACAGUUGGGAAGCUAAGCGUCAACUCGGUGGAGAAACGAUACAAUGAAACGUAUAAGAGAAUGCAAUAUUCGAGCUCCUCUGAAAAUAGAAUUAGGAGGAAAAGACAAACCGAUAUUCUGAAAGCCGAAGCUUAUACGGACAAGGAUGGCCAAAGAAGGCAUGUUGUUAAUAUGAGCUGCCAAAAGAAAACGGCUAAGUGUAUAAAGUUCCAAUGCGUGAUAUACCGGCUGGCGCGGGCGCAGGCGUCGACGAUCACGGUGAAGGCGCGGCUAUGGAACGCAACGCUGGUGGAGGACUACCCGCGAGUGAGCCACGUCAACAUCGCCUCAACAGCAUUCAUACACAUCGCUGACCAUUACAACAUACAUCAGAGCAAGCAGCACGAUGAUACAGCAACGGUGGAAACAGUCGCGUACCCAGACCUGAAGAUCAGCGAGCCUACGGAAGUGCCACUGUGGGUGAUUAUAGUCUCAGUGAUAGUGGGGUUAAUAGUGUUAGUACUCCUCAUCAUAGCGUUGUGGAAGCUAGGCUUCUUCAAGAGGAGUAGGCCCGACCCGACGUUAUCUGGAAACUUAGAGAAGAACAACCAUGAGUCCAGCCCGUUCAUAGGCAGGGACAGGACCAGUAUGCGAUAGCUGUGUUGAACUUAUGCAUUGAGGUGUUGUACAUACAAACUGUUGACUUCGUGCCGUAUUUAGUAAUUAUCCAGUGUGCUUGUGACAUCGUAGCGAUGACUAAAAUGCGUAAAAAAUUUACGAUUAAUUUUAAAUUAUUUGUAUGUUUAUCGUAGAUUUUGCGCAAGAUAUCAGACCCUUGUGUAUUUUAGGAGUAAAACAGACAAUUAAUGUAGAUAAAUUAUCCACUAUUGUUAACAAUGGUUAAAAAUUAUAUACAAAAGCAAGUGCGCAAGUUUUGGUUACGAUGUCACUGACGCAGGUUAUCUUCGACUGUGAUGUCUUCUUAGAGGAAUAUGUGUGUAUGUGAUGUUUAUGUUGUUGGUGUUAGCACGGAUUGACACAAAUUAUUUGUUUUUGAUGAUUGCAUUUCUAUAGCGUUUAUGUGAAAUAUUAUUUUAACAUUGUUUAUAUAUUCGGACGAAUAUGUAUUCUGUAAAUAAUUAUUGCCUAAUUAUUUAUGACUAAUGUAAGCGUUUUGUAAUUUUGACUAGAUGUUUUGCUAGUCAUGAACUAUAAUAAUAAUUUUAAGUAGAAAUAAGCGCAUAAACUCCUUCAAUGCAGGUAUUUAUGUCACAAAUGUUGAAAGAAAAUAGUUUACAUUUAACUUUAUGAUACAAGAUGGUACUUAAAAUACAUGGUUCUCUAGGCUAUGUAAGCAGGCAUUUGUUUAAUUUUUAUAACUAUUGUUUGUCAAGGUUUCUUGUCGCCUUUAUCGGUACAUUUUGAAAGCAGUCUCAGUAAAGAACGAUAGUAGUUUUUUUAUUGAAACGUAAUUGCAUUAAAAUGACGAGUUAUAUAAAAUUUUAGAUAGUAUUUGUUUUUAACUUACAAGAGCUGUUGAUAAUAAAGCUUCCCAAUUCGCUAACUAGAAAAGCACGAGAAAAUAUUUUGUUAUUUUAUCCUAUUACAAUAAUUUUAAUAGUUUUUGAUUAUGGCACAGGAAAAGUUUCACGAGGUAUGCCUCUGGCGCCCCUUCGUGAAUCUAGAUUUAAGUAUUUUUUCUUAUAAAUAGAUACCUGCAUUUUUAAAACUAUUUGUACAUAUUUUGUUUAUUCCGAAAUUAAUCAGCAUCUUAUACCGUAUUGAGGAAGCACUGCCAUCGAGACUUAAUAAAGAACAUUUUUGUUUGACCACCUACUUAAACCACUGGUUGUGAUUAUUUACUAUUAGAACGAAAAUACACUGACAUUUACUUAAAAACAAAUUUACUUUGUAUUAUAAUAAAAUGUGCGUGCCAUUUCA
Messenger RNA from Manduca sexta (tobacco hornworm), 4921 nucleotides. RefSeq names its product integrin alpha-PS1 (gene mew). The record is from RefSeq and is a predicted model, not a curated record. NCBI's taxonomy places the organism in Eukaryota, Metazoa, Arthropoda, Insecta, Lepidoptera, Sphingidae. Gene Ontology annotation, molecular function: integrin binding. Gene Ontology annotation, cellular component: integrin complex; external side of plasma membrane. Gene Ontology annotation, biological process: cell-cell adhesion; integrin-mediated signaling pathway; cell adhesion mediated by integrin. Bases 275 to 3637 code for a protein of 1120 amino acids. The transcript has 17 exons.